Molecule: messenger RNA, 2307 nt
Organism: Penicillium olsonii
Lineage: Eukaryota; Fungi; Ascomycota; Eurotiomycetes; Eurotiales; Aspergillaceae
Source: the annotation of a GenBank genome assembly
AUGACUUCGGCUACUUUGCGCGCGAUCACGCAUCGCUUGACCACCACCCCGGUGGAGCAAUUGCCCUCCAAAGCGGCAUUGCUUGCGACUUCGUUGAACGAUUGCGCCGCUCUUCUCUCAGCCCCGCAGGCUCAGAAGUCCAACAAGUCGGACUCGGACAAUGCUGUUCAAAUCCAUAAAUUGAAGACUAGAUUGGCUAGUCUGCUGCAAGAUCGCACCGUGGAGGGAAGAUGGACAGCUGUGGUUCUGGUCAAAGCUGCGGUUGAAGCUGGUCAAUGGGAGAUCCUGCGUGGCUACGAGCCCAUUGUUCGCAGCUUGAUUGGAAUCCUAGCGAAACCCGACCCAAUCUCCACGAGGAAGAUGUGUGUCAUCACGCUCACUCGGAUCUUCCAUCUCACGUACCAGUAUCCUACGCUUGUCCGAGAAAUCACGACUCCUCAACUCCCGGGAUUCAUCACCGCCGCCUUGAACUUGGUUUCCAUCGCAACAAAGACCCCCUCAGGCUCAAUUCGGAAGCCCAAGCCCAACACUCCAUUCAUGGAGAUUGUUUUGCACGCCUUGCUGGAACUGAUCCCUAGACAUAUCACCAUUUUCCGGCCAUUCAGCUCUCAACUUCGAUCUCUUCUUACCGAGGUCAUUGGGUCUUCGUCUGGAUACUUCCCGGGACAAGUGAUCGAAGCGGCGGAGCAGCUACUUGUGUCUCUUCACAAGUGUGCGCCCAAAGAUCAGGCGACCACUGGGUGGAAAGAUGAUUGCAAGGCCACAAUUCUGGCUAUUCAUCAAACGACCGACAAUGUUUACCGCGCCGUGGUGGAACAGUGGGAAUCAGUUGACGGUAGCUUGACUCACGCGCGACCAAACUGUAGCCAAGAAAUGAGCAGUGAAGGCCCGGAUAGCCUUGGACUGCCAGCGUGGCAGGGACUUCACUCGGGUGUAGACAGGCUACUCGCACUUCUCGAGGUCCUCUCUGGUUUCUUGUCGACGCCAUCUGCGGCCGCAGUGGCUCUUCCCUUGGGUGCUAUCCUUGACGUGACCUCCAGACUUACAUCCGUCACUGUUCCCCCGAAUGGUGAACCGUCUACAUCUGGAAUCCAAUUCAACAAGGAAAUCAGCCGUGAUGAGCGCGAAGGACUUUGGAUGGAGCUCCCUCGCAUCCACAUCGCAUGCAUGGGCCUUCUUUCCAAUCUCAUUGAAUUGAUGGGAACCAGCGCCACUUCGGUAACACAGACUGUGCUGGAGCAGGCUGUCUGGGUUUUCAAAGGCGAGAACUUCAACCAAGAUCUUCGUUCUGCUGUCUACAGUCUCCUGCGUUCCUUGGUCCCCGUCAACGGACCUGCGAUGGCAAAGGAGAGUGUCGUCUCGUUGUCACAGGCUGUGCGCUCUUGCUGCAACGAUCUCCUUCCAUCGGCGGAGAGCCCUCCGACCCAAGCAGCAAGCUCUGACCCCAAGUCGAAAUCAAAGGGCGGACAAGGCGCAGCUAAUGCUGAUGCAUUCUUGAACCCCGAGCUGCAGAAAUCUCGUCAAAAGCAAGCGUCUUCUCCCUUCUUGGAUCUCCAACAGAAUGCAUCAGGACUUCUCCGGGCAGUUUUGGUUUCGAUCCCUGCCGAGCUCGUUCCGCCUUCCGUCAGAACCGAAAUUGACCGCACAAUCAUUUUGACCACCGACAAGGAUCCUAUGUUGGCCAGCGUUUUGAACCCUGUGCCUGCGGCCAAGGGCCGUGGGCCUGGCUCCAGUAUCAUCCCCUUCUUGGUCCGGCCUUACGCCGAUCAAAUGGAAGUGGAGGCACUGGUCCGUCCUAGAAUGCCGGUUCUCAUGACAGCUCCCGAGCUCGAUGCCUAUAUCGACGAAGAAGAGGAAGAGGCGGAGGACGAGGAGAUGGCCGAUGAGGCCUACAAAGCUGCACCCAAGACUGCUGAAUUCUUGAAACAGCCUGUGUCGAUGCCCAUUCACGUCCCUCAGUCCGAGCAGCCGAAGACCACCGAGCCAGCUCCUACUUUCCAGAAGCGAACCUACACAGAGGAGUCCACAACACAGGAGCCAGCUGCCAAGAAACAGGACGUUCAGGUUAAAAAGGCACGCUUCGAAGAGAUCGUUCCAACCACCUCUACUCCCCAGCCAGUUUCACAGGUGACUUCCACCGUCACUCAAUCCGAGGCUCCCAAGGUCUCAGCCCCUGUGUCUACAACUUCUACUACCGUGACCUCGCAGGCCACGGAGGAGGUUGACGAAAGCGAUGAUGAAUUGCCUACUCUGAAUGUCGACUCCGACACCGAUGAAGAUGACGAUGAUGUCACGAUGGAUGGUUAA